Molecule: messenger RNA, 7943 nt
Organism: Acanthochromis polyacanthus (spiny chromis)
Lineage: Eukaryota; Metazoa; Chordata; Actinopteri; Pomacentridae
Gene: scn4ab
Product: sodium channel, voltage-gated, type IV, alpha, b
Exons: 30
Coding region: 45-5336 (1763 amino acids)
Biological process (GO): membrane depolarization during action potential; neuronal action potential; sodium ion transmembrane transport
Cellular component (GO): axon; plasma membrane; voltage-gated sodium channel complex
Molecular function (GO): calcium ion binding; voltage-gated sodium channel activity
Source: RefSeq, a predicted model, not a curated record
GUUACUGAGCAACGGAGGGAUCGGCGGUGCCGCAUGAUGCCAAUAUGGCACCUCUGCUGCCCCCUGUUGGUACGGAGGUUUUCAGACGCUUCACGCCAGCCUCACUGGAGGAAAUCCAGCGACGAUUUGAAGCCGAAGAAAAGGAGCGAGAAAGGAGAAAGGAGAGGAACAUCGAGAUAGCAGAGGAGGAUCUUCCAAAGCCUGCCAGUGACCUCGAGGCCGGGAAGCCCCUCCCCUUUAUCUUUGGAGAUCCUCCCCCUGACCUUCUCAACACCCCAUUGGAGGAGCUGGAUCCCUUUUACCAGUCACACAAGACCUUCAUCGUCCUCAGUAAAGGAAACGUUAUCUACAGAUUUAAUGCUGAACCUGCCUGUUACCUGCUGAGUCCCUUCAACCCAUUGAGGACCUUCGCCAUCAAGAUACUCAUUCAUUCUUUAUUCAGUUUAUUCAUCAUGGUGACGAUUCUGACCAACUGUGUGUUCAUGACAAUGAGCGAUCCUCCACCGUGGAGCAAGACUGUUGAAUAUGUGUUCACUGGAAUCUACACGUUUGAGGCAACAGUCAAAGUACUGUCGCGAGGAUUUUGUGUCGGAGAUUUCACCUUCCUCAGAGACCCCUGGAACUGGCUGGACUUCAUGGUCAUCAGCAUGGCGUAUCUAACAGAGUUUGUCGAUUUGGGAAAUGUUUCUGCUUUGAGGACGUUCAGAGUUCUUCGAGCCCUGAAGACCAUCACUGUCAUACCCGGUUUAAAGACAAUUGUUGGAGCUCUCAUCCAAUCAGUGAAGAAGCUGGCUGAUGUCAUGAUCCUGACGGUGUUCUGCCUCAGUGUCUUUGCUCUGAUUGGUCUACAGCUUUUCAUGGGAAACCUGAGGCAAAAAUGUGUCCUGAUUCCACCGUCACUUAGGAACCUCACGUCAGACCUUGUCCUCGAGACAGAUUUCCUUGGUAACGACACCCAUAGCAACAACACAGGAAGCAGUGACUUUGAUUACUACGAGUUUGUCAACAAUCCGGACAACUUUUACUACCUGCCUGGAAACCGUGAUGCUAUGCUGUGUGGAAACAGUUCAGAUGCUGGGAUCUGUCCGGAUGGUUACAUCUGUCUGAAGGCAGGGGGAAACCCAAACUACGGCUAUACCAGCUACGACUCCUUCGGCUGGGCGUUCUUGGCUCUGUUCAGACUCAUGACCCAGGACUUCUGGGAAAACCUAUUCCAGCUGACUCUUCGAGCAGCAGGUAAAACCUAUAUGAUCUUCUUUGUGAUCGUCAUCUUCCUCGGGUCCUUCUACCUCAUCAACCUCAUCCUGGCAGUGGUUGCCAUGGCGUACGCAGAGCAGAACGAGGCCACCAUUGCCGAGGCCAAACAGAAGGAGGAAGAGUACGCUCAGAUCCUGGAGGCUCUGAAGAAGAGAGAGGAGGAGCAGGCGGCCAACAAGGCUGAGCUCCUAGAAAAGCAAGACUCAACACCACAGGAGAGCUCUGAGCAAGACCACACAGGCAUGGAAGGUGCACAUGACUUUGAGGAGGACCAGAGGCCAUGUCCUCCAUGUUGGUAUGCAUUUGCUAACAUCUUCCUGAAGUGGAACUGUUGUGGGUGUUGGCGAACGGUCAAACGGUUGCUUUACAUCUUUGUCAUGGACCCAUUCGUUGACCUCGGCAUCACCAUCUGCAUCGUCCUUAACACUGUCUUCAUGGCCAUGGAGCAUUACCCGAUGACGGAGACGUUCGAGGAGCUGCUGAGUGUCGGGAAUCUGGUCUUCACAGGGAUCUUUACAGCUGAGAUGGUCCUCAAACUUCUGGCCAUGGACCCGUAUUACUACUUCCAGGUGGGUUGGAACAUCUUUGACAGCAUCAUCGUCACCAUGAGUCUAGUCGAGCUGGGAUUGGCUAACGUUCAAGGUCUUUCUGUGCUGCGCUCCUUCCGAUUGAUGCGAGUAUUUAAGUUGGCCAAGUCGUGGCCAACCCUCAACAUGUUGAUAAAGAUCAUUGGGAACUCGGUGGGAGCUCUGGGGAACUUGACUCUGGUUCUUGCCAUCAUCGUCUUCAUCUUCGCUGUUGUCGGCAUGCAGCUGUUUGGAAAGAGCUACAAAGACUGCGUCUGUCGCAUUGCAGAGGACUGCGAGCUUCCUCGCUGGCACAUGCACGACUUCUUUCAUGCCUUCCUCAUCAUCUUCAGGGUCCUGUGUGGCGAGUGGAUUGAAACCAUGUGGGACUGCAUGGAGGUCGCAGGUCAGACUAUGUGUCUGAUCGUCUUCAUGAUGGUCAUGGUUAUCGGAAACCUGGUGGUCCUGAAUCUGUUCCUGGCCUUGUUGCUGAGCUCAUUCAGUGGUGAUAAUCUGGCAGCUACAGAAGAGGAAGGAGAAAACAAUCUGCAGAUUGCCAUAAACCGGAUCAGCCGGGCUGUGGCCUGGGUCAAGGCCUGGAUCCUGGAACACAUCCAGAUUCUAUUGGGAAAGAAGACCCAUGUCAGCCCAGACAUCACUGUUGCCUGUGAGGAAGAUGACAGGACAACAAAGGAGGUUUUAGCUUUGACCUUUGUAGCCUCCGAGCAGCCGGUGUCAAACGUCACAGCAACCAGUUACCAUGACAACCUGACCAGCAACUACCACAACAUUGCUUCCCUGAGGGUCCCCAUCGCAGAGGCCGAGUCCGAUUUUGAGACUCCUGAAACUGAAGAUGAGGAAGAUGAGGAGGAGGAUGAAGAUGAUGAAGAGGAUGAAGAGAAGCACUCCCAAGGUGACGAGUCGUCAGUCUGCAGCACUGUACAGAAACCUCCUGAAGUCCCAGUGGACGAAGACGAUGCUGAUGACGAAACAAACACACCUGAAGACUGCUGCAGUGAAAAGUGUUACAGUCGCUGUCCCUUCCUGGACAUAGACACGUCCCAAGGCAGAGGGAAGGUCUGGUCUAACCUCAGAAGAACUUGUUUCUCCAUUGUAGAACACAACUACUUUGAGACAUUCAUCAUCUUCAUGAUCCUUUUGAGCAGUGGAGCUCUGGCCUUUGAGGACAUCUACAUGGAGCAGCGUCGCGUCAUAAAGACCAUCCUGGAAUACGCAGAUCAGGUGUUCACCUACGUGUUUGUGGUGGAGAUGAUCCUCAAGUGGGUGGCCUACGGAUUUAAGACCUACUUCACCAAUGCCUGGUGCUGGCUCGACUUCCUCAUCGUAGACGUGUCUCUGAUAUCGCUGACAGCAAACAUACUGGGAUACUCUGAGCUGGGAGCCAUCAAGUCUCUGAGGACGCUGAGAGCUCUGAGGCCUCUCAGGGCCCUGUCUCGCUUCGAGGGCAUGAGGGUGGUGGUGAACGCCCUGGUCGGAGCGAUCCCGUCCAUCUUCAACGUUCUGCUCGUGUGUCUGAUCUUCUGGCUGAUCUUCGGCAUCAUGGGCGUCAACCUGUUCGCAGGGAAGUUUUAUUACUGUUUCAACGAGACGUCGGAGGAGUAUUUCCUGCCUGAGGAUGUCAACAACAAGACGGAGUGUCUGGCUCUGAUUCAGGACAACUUCACUGAGGUCCGCUGGAAGAACGUCAAGGUCAACUACGACAACGUGGGAAUGGGCUACCUGUCUCUGCUGCAAGUGGCAACAUUUAAAGGCUGGAUGGACAUAAUGUACGCUGCAGUGGACUCCAGAGAGGUGGAGUCUCAGCCAAUGUAUGAGGACAACCUGUACAUGUACCUGUACUUCGUCUGCUUCAUCAUCUUUGGCUCGUUCUUCACUCUGAACCUCUUCAUCGGUGUCAUCAUCGAUAACUUCAACCAGCAGAAAGCAAAGUUGGGAGGGACAGAUAUCUUCAUGACAGAAGAGCAGAAGAAAUAUUAUAACGCCAUGAAAAAGCUGGGCUCCAAGAAACCUCAGAAACCUGUUCCACGACCAAAUAAUAAGUUCCAGGGUCUGGUCUUUGACCUGGUCACCAAACAGUUCUUUGACAUCUUCAUCAUGGUGUUAAUCUGCCUCAACAUGGUGACCAUGAUGGUGGAGACGGACGAGCAGAGCGAGGAGAAAGAGACGAUCCUGUACUGGGUCAACCUGGUCUUCAUCGUGGUCUUCACCACUGAAUGCAGCCUGAAGAUCAUCGCUCUGCGGCAGCAUUACUUCGCUGUUGGCUGGAACAUCUUUGACUUUGUGGUGGUGAUUCUCUCCAUUGUAGGUCUCCUCCUUGCUGACAUCAUAGAGAAGUAUUUUGUCUCGCCCACACUGUUCCGUGUGAUCCGAUUGGCUCGCAUCGGUCGGAUCCUUCGGCUGAUUCGUGGAGCAAAGGGGAUCCGGACGCUGCUGUUCGCCUUGAUGAUGUCACUGCCAGCGCUCUUCAACAUUGGCCUGCUCCUCUUCCUCAUCAUGUUUAUCUUCUCCAUCUUUGGCAUGUCGAACUUCGCCUACGUGAAGAAGGAGGCCAUGAUCGACGACAUGUUCAACUUUGAGAGCUUUGGGAACAGCAUGAUCUGCCUGUUCAUGAUCACCACGUCGGCCGGCUGGGACGGUCUGCUAAGUCCCAUCAUGAACAUGCCGCCGGACUGUGACCCGGACAUUGAGAACCCGGGAUCUCCGGUCAGAGGGAACUGUGGAAACCCGGGUGUGGGCAUCGUGUUCUUCACCACCUACAUCAUCAUGUCCUUCCUGGUGGUGGUCAACAUGUACAUCGCCAUCAUCCUGGAGAACUUCAACGUGGCCACGGAGGAGAGCUCCGACCCGCUGUGCGAGGACGACUUCGAGAUGUUCUACGAAACCUGGGAGAAGUUUGACCGUGAUGCCUCACAGUUUAUACAGUACAGUGAGCUGUCAGACUUCUGUGACACUCUGCAGGAUCCUCUGAGGAUUCCCAAACCCAACACUAUCAAACUGAUCCAAAUGGACCUUCCUCUGGUUCCAGGAGACAAGAUCCAUUGUCUGGACAUCCUGCUGGCACUCACUGCACAGGUUUUGGGUGAUUCGGGGUCGAUGGACGCUCUUAAAGCCAGCAUGGAGGAGAAGUUCAUGGCCAACAACCCCUCUAAGGUAUCAUAUGAGCCAAUCAGCAGCACCCUGCGGAGGAAGCAGGAAGAGGUGGCGGCGGCGGUUAUCCAGAGGGCGUACAGGAAACACCUCCUGCAACGGACCGUCAAACUGGCGUCCUACAAAUACCGAGAGAGGACGGAGGGACGGCGAGAGAAGCCGCCGGAGACAGAAGGACUUCUCUGCGAACGAAUCAGUCAGCUGUACGGAAGCCAGCAGUCGGAUUCAGGUGAGGAUCCUCCUGCCCGGGUGGAGCUUCAGAGCGAGUUUCUUCUCCAUGCCGCUCCUCCAAUCCACACCUCUGCCAUCCUGCAAGACGAGAACCUGAGGGAGUCAGUGGUGUGAUGGUGAAGGUGUUGCUCUGUGGACUCACCUGUGGAGUGUACCUGUCGCAGCAGACUCACCUGUCCGUUAGCUUCAGCUUCUGUACCGACUCAGCAGCGAAACUGAGACAUUGGCACAAAGUGUGACUGACUGCAGAUAGAAAUCUGCUGCAAGUUGCUCUGUUCUCUGCUCUUCUUCUAGCUUCAUAUGAGAAUAUUCUUCUUGUUCUGUCUGUUCCGAGUUGUUUGGGGGCUUUCGCGUUCUAACAGAACCCAGGUUUGUAUGUGACGUUUAACUUACAGAUUAACCUGAUUUAACUACCUGUCAAGAUUGUUACUAAUACUUAAUAUCCAGCUCUCUGUUGCUGAUCAGGUGAUGAUUUCUGAGUCGGACUGCUUUGACCAGAAAAUUAUACUGAUGUACUUUCGAGAUAACAAAUCCUGUGAUGUUUCAGACAGAAUCAUAUGCAUCUUUGAUAAUUACACAAACCAGAGUUUUGUUUUGUUUUUUUUGUCUGACAUAUACUGGGUGAAGUUUGUUUCCUGAUUCUUAAACAGCAACGAUUCAGAAGAACCCCAGCGAAGCCCAACAGAACUGACAGUCAAUAAGACGGCAGCAUCGGAACAAACAGGUUGAGGGACGAUUUCUGCUUAUUUGAACAAAACUCUGAGCACAGUGAACACCUUCUCCUGAUGUCAUGCAACAGUUCGUCAGUCUCCUAAAGGUUCUCGACAUCCACUAAAAAAACUUCAGAGAACCUGUCUCUUCGUGUCUUCCUCUGAUUGGCCAGUUCAGCUGCAGGUGUUUUCUUUGACUGAGGCUGUAACAGGUGCGUGACGAUGAGGUAGGCCAACCAAUGAGAGCUUGGAAAGGUCGAGCCAGCAGCCAAUCAGCACCACGUCAGACUGAAACUGAACCUGGUUUUCAGCAGGUCACGGACAGUGAAGUUGACCAACAGGAAAAAGCUGUGACUGUGAUGUCAGCAGAGGUGUAAAAUGUUUUGUCUGUGAGUCAUGUGACAUGAAUUCGGCAACAAAAUAAAAAUAAAUUCUUCAAAUACAACAAAAAUAUUUCUGAGGAUUUACAUUAGGAAAAGAAAUUAAUCAUUAAAGAUUGAUUUUACUUCCUCAGAGCUUUCUUUCUUUCUUUCUUUCUUUCUUUCUUUUUUCUUUCUUUCUUUGAUGUGAAAAUGGUUCACAUGUGGAUUUAGUUUUCCUGUUUGUUGCACUUCUGAAAGUUUGCACUGAUGAAGAUCAUGAGUGUUGACGUUUCACUGCAGCCAUUUAUUCAGAUACUGGAUUUUAAUUCUGCAUUUGCAUGAGUUUACUACAACCUUUGGAAAAUCUUUUUUUUUUUCUUUUUUGGUUCAACUCAUGAAUGUGCAGCAAUUGGUUUAUUUUUUAUUUGUAAAUAAAUUUUUUUUAAAACAAAUCUUGUUAGUGUUUCAGAUGUUUGAGGGAGAUGAAUAUUUGUGACAGCAUGAAGAAAACCGUGGUGCUCGAUCUCCAUAGCAACUGGUGCUGUGGAAUCAGAUCUCCAUGGUAACUGGUGCUGUGGAAUCAGAUCUCCAUGGUAACUGAUGCUGUAGAAUCAGAUCUCCAUGGUAACUGAUGCUGUGGCGCUAAUCUGGUCCAGGUUCUGUUCAGAGUUUAGAUUAAAUCAGACGGUUCCCUGAUGAUUUUCUUUGAGUGAUGCGGAUUCUCAGCUGAAGGAAAUGUUUUAUCUGCAAAUCUGUUGAUCACUACGCUACCAAAACCACUGAAUGAAGCAGCUACAGAAUCACACAUUGUAUGCAUCAUGUUGUCAUGGAAACCUUCAUGCUGCUGGUGUUCAUAUUUACGCUUGUACGCAUUUAGUCUGCAGCCACAGCUCAAGUUUUCCUUCAGACCGAUCUGUUAGUUUAAUUAUUUCUACAUUAAUAAACACAUCACUUCCUUUUGAACCUGUGGUCACAUUAAGCUGCUGCUGUCAAAAGAUGAGUUUAACUUGAGUGCUGAAAUCUCAUUAAAGCGUCUCCAUUAAAACAUAGCUGAGGCUGUAAUCAUGAAUGACAGUUUGGGAUUACAGGUGGCAUCAGCAUUUAAGUUUGUUCCUGUUCUGACUUUUUUAAACUGUGUGCUGCUGUCACCCCCUGCUGAAUGGAAUAAGAUUACUGUCAAAAGUAUUCAUCCACGAUUCUAACCAUUCGUAUUCGUAAUGUUAAACAUUUGUAUGUUAAUAAAAAAUUUGUACACAAAAUUCUGCUGUCAUAUGCAUGAGUUUGAUAAAUUAAGGGUUAGGAUUGUUUUUACGAGUAUGAACCUAAAAGUUGUGAGUGCAACUCUAAUUUCUACGACUACGAAGUCUUCCCUGUGAGGACGAAUUCAAGUUUAUGGGUACGAGUAGAAAAAUACUGGAAUGACGUCACAUAGGUCACAGGGGAAGGUAAUCGAACACCGAUUGCUCCAAACGCGCAUGCGCCAUUUAUAAAGAGUAGACGCCGGGUGGACCCGGUGGACCUACCGGGGCAGGUGACGCCUCACAGGUCAAGUAAAUAACACAUCCAACUUCUUGUAAUUUAUUUAUUUCAUGAAACUGUACUGUUUUAAUUGAUAUACAGUUUAUGGACGAAAGACGGUACUGCUUAGC